AUGACGUUGUUUGUUUUCAGGCCUGUAACGAGCAGGGAGAUUAAACCUCCGGGCAGCGGGACUAAACCCUUGUCACCCUCCGACUUCCUGGACAAACUGAUGGGAAGGACGUCGGGCUACGACGCUCGCAUCCGACCCAACUUUAAAGGUUCUCCUGUCAAUGUCACCUGCAACAUCUUCAUCAACAGUUUUGGCUCCGUUACAGAGACGACCAUGGAUUACCGGGUGAACGUGUUCCUGCGGCAGCAGUGGAACGACCCGCGCCUGGCGUAUAAGGAGUACCCGGACGACUCGCUGGACCUGGACCCGUCCAUGCUGGACUCCAUCUGGAAACCCGACCUGUUCUUCGCCAACGAGAAGGGCGCCAACUUUCACGAGGUCACCACCGACAACAAGCUGCUGAGAAUCUUCCAGAACGGGAACGUGCUCUAUAGCAUCAGACUGACCCUGAUCCUGUCCUGUCCGAUGGACCUGAAGAAUUUUCCCAUGGACGUUCAGACCUGCACCAUGCAGCUGGAGAGCUUCGGCUACACCAUGAACGAUCUGAUAUUCCAGUGGUUGGAUAAGGGUCCGGUGCAGGUGGCCGAGGAUCUGACGAUGCCCCAGUUUGUUCUGAAGGAGGAGAAAGACCUGGGAUUCUGUACCAAGCACUACAACACUGGUAAGUUCACCUGUAUCGAGGUGAAGUUCCACCUGCAGAGACAGAUGGGUUACUACCUGAUCCAGAUGUACAUCCCCAGUCUGCUGACCGUCAUCCUGUCCUGGGUUUCCUUCUGGAUCAACAUGGACGCCGCUCCUGCUCGAGUGGGUCUGGGUAUCACCACCGUCCUCACCAUGACCACGCAGAGCUCCGGGUCCAGAGCCUCGCUGCCCAAGGUGUCGUACGUGAAGGCGAUCGAUAUCUGGAUGGCGGUGUGUUUGCUGUUCGUGUUCGCCGCGCUGUUGGAGUACGCCGCCGUGAACUUCGUCUCUCGCCAGCACAAAGAAUUCUUCAGACUCACGAGGCGAUUCCGGCAGGAACAACGGCAAAGAGCCGGUCAGUUCGGAGGAGCCGAGACAAGAGGCAAGAACAGUGAUGUUACGGGCAGUACGGUGUCGUCCAGGAACACUAAACAACACUGCAGCGCCUGUGCACAGCAGAAGUUGGCAGAAAAUCAGGAUUACUUCCUAGCCAGCUACGCUCUGGACAGCCAGCUCUCCGGAGACGGUCCUCUCUCUGAAGCGGCUGCCUUGUUGUCCGCUCUCCCCCCGGGUCACUCGCUGUUCGAGAUCCGCCGGCGGUUCAUCGAGCGUGCCAAGCGCAUCGACACCUUGUCGCGGGCGAUCUUCCCCCUCAGCUUCCUCCUCUUCAACGUCUUCUACUGGCUCACCUACAAAGUCCUGCGCAUCGAGGACCUGCAUGCCAUCCUGUGAGCUACACACCGAUACGUCUCCUUUUACACUGUAGAUAUUUAUAGACCACCGUUUAUAUUUAUUUAUUUUAACUUCUUUAGUCCAAGGGAGGGAAGUUUUACAGAAAUGCAGGAUGUGUGUGGGGACGUUUCAGAAAAGUGAUAAAUUAUGGACACAGAAGAUGGAUGGACAAUUAAUAGAGCCUCUCAACCCCGUAACAUCAAAUCUUUUGUCUGGUCAAAGCGCUGACACAGGUGGUGGAGGAAUACGUAGAAAGCAGUGCGGUCCUUCUUACGUGCUGAGACUUUCUCAUGGUGUGAGGAACAUUUUGUGGACACAAAUUGAGAAAAUGGACACAGGAACCCAAGAGUUUGACUUUUAAUAAGUAUUUUAGAGCUUUCCAGACCUGGGAGUGUUGUUCCAAGGAAAUUAUCAUACAUCUUUGUUAAUUACUGACUAUGCGACUAUGACCAUGUGAUUUUGUUGCCAGCUCUUUUAUGAAUCCCCUACUGUUCUUAUCAGUUGGCAGCA
Molecule: messenger RNA, 1923 nt
Organism: Trichomycterus rosablanca
Lineage: Eukaryota; Metazoa; Chordata; Actinopteri; Siluriformes; Trichomycteridae
Gene: glra4b
Product: glycine receptor, alpha 4b
Exons: 9
Coding region: 1-1413 (470 amino acids)
Biological process (GO): signal transduction; chemical synaptic transmission; nervous system process
Cellular component (GO): neuron projection; plasma membrane; synapse
Molecular function (GO): excitatory extracellular ligand-gated monoatomic ion channel activity; transmembrane signaling receptor activity; glycine binding
Source: RefSeq, a predicted model, not a curated record